Oncorhynchus gorbuscha (pink salmon) is the source of this 4289-nucleotide messenger RNA. Its product is annotated as copine-9-like. The record is from RefSeq and is a predicted model, not a curated record. The transcript has 20 exons. Gene Ontology annotation, cellular component: plasma membrane. Lineage: Eukaryota; Metazoa; Chordata; Actinopteri; Salmoniformes; Salmonidae. Gene Ontology annotation, molecular function: calcium-dependent phospholipid binding. The coding region runs from base 212 to 1900 and encodes 562 amino acids. Gene Ontology annotation, biological process: cellular response to calcium ion.
ACGACUCGAGCGCUGCCCAACCUGCCUCACCCACAGGUAUGCACCUCGCGCUCAACUCUGAAGACGUUUGUCAACAAACGCAGCUAUUUGGUGCCUUUGUCUCUUUUUUCCAGGCGAAGGGAGACAUUUUCAAACAAAAUAUCGGCAAAGAGUAGUGGCUGAACAUCGUUGAGAAGUUCACAUUGAAGAGGAACUGAUCUAAAGCUUGACCAUGGCCACAAUUGGGGACUUCGACCCGCUCAACUCCACCGUACCUGCGACGAAAAUUGAACUUACUGUCUCGUGCAGGAACCUGCUGGACAUGGACACCUUCUCCAAAUCAGACCCUGUUGUGGUUUUGUACGUUCAAGGCAUCGGGACAAAGGAGUGGAGAGAGUUUGGCCGAACAGAAGUGAUCGAUAACACCCUGAACCCGGACUUUGUUCGGAAGUUUGUCCUGGAUUUCUUCUUCGAGGAGAAGCAGAAUCUUCGCUUUGAUGUGUACAAUGUGGACACCAGAAGUUCAAACAUUUCAAAACAUAAGGACUUCCUGGGCCAGAUGUUCUGCACUCUGGGGGAGAUCAUUGGGUCCACAGGCAGUCGGCUGGAGAGAACCCUGUCUGGGAUCCCAGGGAAGAAGUGUGGGAACAUCAUAUUCACCGCUGAGGAACUGAGUAACUGCAGGGACAUUGCCACUAUGCAGUUGUGUGCCAACAAGCUGGACAAAAAAGACUUCUUCGGCAAGUCAGAUCCCUUCCUGGUCUUCUACCGCAGCAAUGAAGACGGAACGUUCACCAUCUGCCAUAAGACAGAGGUAAUAAAGAAUACUCUGAACCCUGUUUGGCAGCCCUUCACCAUCCCUGUACGAGCACUCUGUAAUGGAGACUAUGAUAGGACGGUCAAGGUGGAUGUGUAUGAUUGGGACCGAAAUGGAAGUCAUGACUUCAUUGGCGAGUUCACCACCAGCUACAGAGAAUUCUCCAGAGGCCAGAGCCAGUUCAACGUCUAUGAGGUUCUAAACCAUAAAAAGAAAGGCAAGAAGAAGAAAUACGUCAAUUCAGGGACAGUGACACUGCUGUCCUUCAAAGUGGAGUCAGAAUACACGUUUGUGGACUUCAUCCGGGGAGGGACGCAACUCAACUUCACAGUGGCCAUCGAUUUCACAGCGUCUAAUGGUAACCCAUCCCAGCCCACCUCUCUGCACUACAUGAGUCCCUACCAGAUGAAUGCCUACGCCAUGGCCCUGAAGGCUGUGGGGGAGAUCAUCCAGGACUACGACAGUGACAAGAUGUUCCCCGCCUACGGCUUCGGAGCCAAGCUGCCACCGGACGGCAAGAUCUCCCAUGUCUUCCCACUGAACUCCAACAGUGAGAACCCUAACUGUGUGGGGAUCGAGGGAGUGUUGGAGGCGUACUUCCAGAGUCUCCGCACCGUUCAGCUCUACGGACCCACCAACUUCGCUCCGGUCAUCAACCAGGUGGCACGGUGUGCUGAGGAUGUAACUGACGGAUCCCAGUACUUUGUGCUGUUGAUGAUCACAGACGGAGUCAUCUCAGACAUGGUGCAGACCAAGGAGGCUGUGGUCAAUGCUGCCGCUCUGCCCAUGUCUAUCAUCAUAGUGGGAGUAGGCCCUGCUGAGUUUGACGCGAUGGAGGAACUGGACGGUGAUGAGGUCAGAGUGUCCUCUAAGGGGCGCAUUGCUGAGCGAGAUAUAGUCCAGUUUGUGCCGUUCCGGGACUAUAUUGACCGCCAGGGCAACCAGGUGCUGAGCAUGGCACGGCUGGCCAAGGACGUGUUGGCAGAGAUCCCCGAGCAGCUGCUGGGUUUCAUGAAAACGAGAGACAUCGAGCCCCAGCCUGCCCUGCCCACCUCCUCCACCACCACUACCGCCCCUCUAGGACUCAACAACCUGUGCAUCUGAAAGUGGGGUUUGGGUGGGGUGGAGUCAGAGGUCGGGGGGGGUCUUAGGUCUAGGGCCAUAGGGCCAUGGUUUGGACCAUUUUCAGUUGCAGCGAAUACCUGAAGAGACACACUGAAUCAGUUGGUGUGCACAUGAACACACACACACACACACACACACACACACACACACACACACACACACACACACACACACACACACACACACACACACACACACACACACACACACACACACACACACACACACACACACACACACACACACACACACACACACACACACACACACACACACACACACACACACACACACAGGCAGUUGCUGUCCUAGUCAGAGGGGUAGACUGCAAUAGCACUGAAAGCUUUUUCACUACCACUCCUUCCAUGUUGAAGUCAGCUAUUUUCCUGAUUCUUCUUUUAUCUCACUGCCGUAGCGAUGUCCUGCCUGGCGGACACAGCCCCCCUGCUGUGAUGUAACGACUCUACAGCUCAACGGGGGUCAUAUGCAGCGUGACCUUUGGGGCGAGAACUGUUGGAACUGCGGUCGCCAGCCCCUUACUAAACCCUUAGCUUAUAUCUUAUUUAAGGGUUCAGGGAUCGGUCGCAGUUAAACGUCAGAAAAAGCAAGAGUUUGUGGACUUUUCGACGGACAUAAAGAGAGAUCGAUGUUCAUCUUUUUUCCUAUGCCUCUCUAGUUCUGCAUGCAAUGAGUGUUUCAACCCUGCAUCUUCUUGUGGUCCGAAACAGAAACAGCAACAAACUGGCCUCUUGGGUUGCCAUGGUAGUAUUCUACUUUGACCCCUCUCUGGCUAAUGUAUAUUUGUCAUGUGUAUAAUGACACUAUAAACAUUGCAGAAAGUCAGUUAAUAUCCAAAACAAGUGAAAAACACAGUAUCUUCAUGUUUGGUGUCUACUCAGGGCAUUUCUGACCGAAACAAUAUGUCAUCUGGACAGUUGUGGUCUCAGCCUCAGCAACUGGAGUCAUUGUGUUUAUAUAUCUUUACAACAUUUUUGCAAGGACUGGUUCAUCUUGUCCAGGGGUUGAUUGAAUAGGGAAUAUAUUGUGCUAUGCCAGUCCACACUAUAUGUAUAUAGGUAGUUGAAUGUUACUUCUUGCAAAAAUAUAUUCCUGAUAUAUUCCACGUGUUGAAAUGUAUAUGUUAAUUAGGAUGACCUAUGGAUGGCUAUAUUUCAGAUCAGAAAAUACAUUUAGAGACAGAAUGUGUAAAUAUUGAAAUAACUUUGGUCACAAGGGCCUGCUAGCUGGAAAUUGCGUACUUCUGUUCAGAGAAAAGCCUUCAUCUUCAAAAGGAAGGGUCGUAAAUUGAAAUUGGCUUGAGAUGGAGCAUAGCUUGAAAUACUCCCACCUCCGUUUCUUUUCAACCACUAUACAACUGGUCGUCUGAUGUCCCUGCACAGGUUAUUUCUGGCCCAAACAUCGGUCUGAAUAUACCUGGCUGUGACCCCACUCUCCAAGGGUGUCUCAGGGGGAGUUGGGAUAUUGAAAAAGCACAUUUCCAAUUCACACAUACAGGUCUAAGUCACAUGUAUAAAAUAGGACAAUAAUAAGCACCCACCAAAUUAUUAUUAUUAUAUGAGUACAGUACCGAGUCAGCUAUUUUAAAACUUGUCCUUGAUUUCCUCCUUCCAAAUUGAAACUUUUCCUAGCUUUUGCCCGGUGAUUAAAAAAUGAAUCAUUUAUGAAGUGGUCGGUCAAUGGUGGGAAAACCUGCUCCAUCUUUCAAAAUGUGUGGAGAGUGCUCCUGUUUAGUUUCAGAAAGACUCGGCAUGCGCUCGCUGAACAAAAGUGCUUAGAUCUAGCAAAGAACGCAUCAACGCUUCACAGUCACCAAGUCCAUCCAUUUUUUUCUGGAAAGAGGAGAGAAAGAGAAAGAGAAGGGGCCUCGGCAUAAGUUCUUCUCAAAAGUGUGGUCCCUCGCCACAGCCUGUUUUGAGGGAGUUGGAAAUGGAUGCUUUACAUAGCAAAUGUAUGCAUGAUUUCUUUCCGCCACAGCUCUGGUUUCUGAGAUAUGGGUCUAUAUUUUCAGUGUUGUUUUGGCUGGGCUCAUAGGCUCUACACUCAUAGGCUCUACACUCAUAGGCUCUACACUCAUAGGCUCUACACUCAUAGGCUCUACACUAGUUGGUUUACAUGUAAUGCAUUCUUUUUUGUACCAGUCUUUUUAUUAUGCCUUUGUUCUUUGAGAAAUGCUAGAAGGGAUCAUUCAAACAAAGUGUUUAUUUUGCAUUCAAGCAUCUAUUGUGAUUUGUUUGAUUUCUCUCUCUUUUUCUUUCUCUGUUUUCUCUCUUUUUCUCUUUCUCACUCUCACUCUCUCUCUCUCUCUCUCUCUCUCUUUUUCUCUUUCUCUCUCUCUCUCUCUCUCUCU